AUGAUGAACUGGGCGAAACAAGCGCUGGCCAACGUAGCCGGCACCCAAGAGCCCAUCUAUGGCCCCUCCGCCAUCCGCUCGGUCUCCGAACAAGCUGCGACGGUCCCUUACACCGAGCUCAAGCGCGAGGAUCUCAAAUGGGUGAACAUGGAUUCGACGUCGGUCGAGACGCAGGUUUUCUACCUGACGGCUGAUAGCGGACAUAUUGCGUUCGUGCAGGUUAUUCACAGCAAUGUUGCUGGUAUCCGACGAACCAGCCAGUUUAACACCAAGAUCUUCUAUCCCGGCGGCGCCAAGCCCAUCCUCUGGGCCUCCGACCCGCUCAGCGACGUCGACUUCAGCGACGACGGGGUGAACUACUAUGCCGAGAACCUAGCCGUGGAGUUAUCCGAGGACGGCAAGACCUAUACCAUCAAAUCCAUGACCAACAAGAGCGCCAUCGUCAACAUCACCAUGACCCAAACCGCCCCAGGUUUCCAGGCCGGCAACGACGGAACCACGCUCUUCGGCACGGACCUCGAGAACCCCUGGGGGAAGAUGAGACAUGUGUUCUGGCCGCGGAACAAGGUAUCGGGCACGAUCGUGACGAACGAUGGGCCGAUUGACUUUACGGGGAAGGGAAUGUUCGUGCACGCGCUGCAGGGCAUGAAGCCGCAUCACGCAGCGGGGAAGUGGAAUUUCGUCGACUUUCAGGGCGAGAAGUUCACGGCGGUCAUGAUGGAGUAUACCACCCCCCCAUCGUAUGGGUCAACGGUUGUGAAUAUUGGUGCUAUUGUGAAAGAUGGAGAGAUUAUCAUGGCGAGCUCGCCGAAUAGGGCCACGCAUGUUACGACGAAGAGUGAUUCGGAUAAUGAUUGGCCCGAGCCGGCUACAGUGAGGUAUGAGUGGAGUGGGAAGACGAAGGAUGGGAAGAGUGUUGAGGCGGUGCUGGAGACAGCGUUGGGGGAGAGGUUGGAUAGGAUUGAUGUCAUGGCUGAGGUUCCUGGGUUUGUUAAGACGAUCGUUGCGAAUACCGCUGGCACGAAGCCGUAUAUUUACCAGUACUCCCCAACCACCGCCCCCAGCUUGAAGCUGAAGAUCGGCGAUGAGGAGGAGGUCGUUGAGACGGAGGAACCGAUUUUGAAAGGGGAAUUAGGCGCCCAUGGUCGAUUUCGCAUUGAUAUGGUGCAUCUAACGGUUAAAGCUGCUGAGAAUUUCAAGUACCAGGUAUGGCCUGUUGAUCAAACACACACCUGGAUUGCAAAAUUUGGGCUGCCUGUGAGUACGCCUCACUGGAGACAGGUAAAAGGAUACACAUUUCCGCAAUUACACUCUGUGGACGAAGACGUGGUGAAUCACCCAUCGCUUAGUCCAUGCUCAAACGCGCGAGGAUCUACGCAAGUGGACGCCCAAACCAAUCAUAAUAAUCAGUUGAUGAAUUUAGAGCACGUCAAAACUAGGAACCUGUUAAAGACUAAGGCAAAACGUGUCACGGAAGGGGGCACAACUACUCCUAAAAAAGGGACGGGACCAAAGGUAAAAGUAACAACACAGAAACCGAAGUUGGCCAAAGCCAAGAACGUGAGGCAGGUGAAGAUGGUUGCGAAACCAGGAAACAUCGCAAAUGUCAAAAGAACGUCCACAUCUAAAAAAGCAUCUGGAAUCCGAAAACCACCCACGGCGCAAAAGUCCAAGGCACAAAAACCACGCAAGGUGCAAAAGCCCAAGGCACAAAAACCACGCAAGGUGCAAAAGCCUUCCGCAGUGCACAAGCCAUCCAAGGCACGAAAGCCGCCAAAGCCACUUAAGCCGCAAAAUAUGUCCAAGCCGCCAAAACCAUCCAAGUCGCCCAAGGGACAAGAUCAAUCCAAGGCCCGCAAGUAGAGGCUACUAUAUGUGCCGGUUUUAUCUGAUAAUCAG
Molecule: messenger RNA, 1899 nt
Organism: Pseudogymnoascus verrucosus
Lineage: Eukaryota; Fungi; Ascomycota; Leotiomycetes; Thelebolales; Thelebolaceae
Gene: SVF1
Product: Putative cell survival pathways protein
Exons: 5
Coding region: 1-1863 (620 amino acids)
Biological process (GO): response to oxidative stress
Cellular component (GO): cytoplasm
Source: RefSeq, a predicted model, not a curated record